This is a messenger RNA of Nomia melanderi (Alkali bee), 408 nucleotides long. Lineage: Eukaryota; Metazoa; Arthropoda; Insecta; Hymenoptera; Halictidae. The record is from RefSeq and is a predicted model, not a curated record.
AUGGAGCACGUCGUGCAGAUGCUCGAGAACCACGAAGCGGCGGCUAAGCAUCUCAAGAAGCAUCGGCCGAAGAACUUCCGCUGCGAACACUGCGACGUCGCGUUUAGCAACAAGGGACAGCUGAAGGGACACAUCAGGAUUCAUACCGGCGAGAGACCGUUCAAGUGCGACGCAGCCGGUUGCGGCAAGUCGUUCACCAGGAACGAGGAAUUGACCAGACACAAGAGGAUCCACACAGGACUGCGUCCGCACGUUUGCCUAAUCUGCGGGAAACGCUUCGGCAGGAAGGACCAUUUGAAGAAACACGCGCGGACGCACGCGAAUCGCGACCCGUACCGCGUGUCCGCGGCGGCUUUCAACGCGUUCGCGUUGGGACAUCCGUUCCCGCCGUACGUCUACCCCAUGUGA